This is a messenger RNA of Caenorhabditis elegans, 5531 nucleotides long. The record is from RefSeq. NCBI's taxonomy places the organism in Eukaryota, Metazoa, Nematoda, Chromadorea, Rhabditida, Rhabditidae.
CAAGUAUCUCAGCCAUGUUUAAUGGCGGCUAUGGAUCUGGAAACAGCUUUAAUCUUCAAAACUAUGCACCAAUCGAUCCGAUGACCGGCAUACCCGGGUUCGGGCCAUCGCAGAAUGCACAGCAGCAGCAACAACAAGCAAGUGCCCCUGGAACUUCUUCGGGAGGUCCAUCACAGGCAGUCAGCGGAGCUUCUUCCGGUGCUUCAAUGAAAACAGAGCCUGUCGCCCGACAAGUGAGCACAGCACAGAUGAAGCGAGAUCUGGAACAAGCGGCAGUUUACGUGCCCACGCCGAUUCCGGAAGGCUCUACUCAACCACAGCAGCGGCAGCAGCAGCAGUCCCAGCCACAAGCACGGCAGAUGAGCACACAGCAGGCAGCCAACUUGCGAAAGAAUGCGGCGGCGGCAGGAACUCCACCGAAACAGGCGAUGCAAGGAGCUUCAAGGGAACAAGGAAAUGCACAUCAACCGACUGCAGGGCAGAUUCCUCAGAGCUCAAAUCAGCCAGCUCAGCAAACUCAUAAUGUUCCUAGAAUGCCUCAACCCCUUCAACAAGUACCUCAUCCGUCUCCAGUUCGUGGAUCCCAUCCAGCUGCUCAACAAGUUCAGAAUGCUCCGCAGAGGAUUCCUCAGCACGUACCGAUGCCUCAAGGAGUAGCUCCACAUCAAGUUAUUCAACAAGUUCGUGCACCCAAUAUAGGUGCCUCACAAAUGGUUCAACAAGCUCCUUCUCGUGGACAUACUGGAGCUGCUCCUGCUUCUCGAAUGGCUCAGCAGCCAGUACCAUUGCAUCAAGGAGUUGCUCCACAUCAAGCUGCUCCGCAAACGAUUCAACAAACUCCAGCUCGUGGACGCCCGGCAAAUGCUCAGCUAGCUCAAAAUGCUCAACAGAGGAAUCCACAGCAAGUACCAAUGCCUCAAGGAGUUGCUCCACAUCAUAUACCUCCACAGGCUCUUGGACCUCAUGGAGCUGCUCCACAAAUGACUCAACAAGCUCCAGCUCGUGGACCAUCAGGAGCUGCUCAACAUGCUCAAAAUGCUCACAGAAUGACUCAUCAGCAAGUACCACUUCAAGCUCCAGUUCAAGGACCACAUCGAGGAGCCCCACAAAUGGCUCAACAGCCUGGACCCCAUGGAGCUGCACAACAUCCUUCAUCUGGGACAGUUGCUCCAAUGCACAUCACGUCCUUGCCGGGAAACCAUCCUUUAAAUCGUACACAUCUUCUUUUCAACAGGCAAGUGGUGCCAGCAUUGGACAUUCGAAAUUUAAUCGCCCAGCACCGCCUAAUGGUUGACGAUUUUGUUAGAGCACAGAUUUGUUAUCGACUCCCGGAGAAUCAUCAAGACUAUUGGCCGCCCGGCGGGCAUCCAAUUCCGAUGCAACAACAGCAAAUGCGUCAAGGGGCUGGACUUCCGAAUAUGGCAAUGCCACCGCCGCCUCUGAUGAGACAUCCGGGGCCUCAUCAAAAUCCGAUACAUGCUAUGCAAUCAAUGCAAGUUCAACCUCCACUGUCACCAGAUCAAAUGAAUAUGCAAAUGUUCCAACAACGCGCGCUCAUGAUGCAGCAACAGGCUAUGCAAAUGCAAAUGCAGAAUCCACCACCUGUACAUCAACAGCCUCCACCUCAACAGCCUCCACAACAGCAACGUCAGAAACAGCAAAGAUCACAGCCGGCUCCAGCACGAGUUCCACCACAAGUUCCAUCACAGGUUCCAGUAACUGGAGGUGUCGCUGCCGAUGAACCACCGCCACCGUGCUCCUACAGUCCAGUUGCUCAAUCUUCGGAGUCAAAAAUUGAGCCAGUUGAUGUUAAGCCAAGAGUGGCUCCAGUGCCGCCGCAGGUUCCAGUGACUCCAACGAAGCCAGUAAUUACAAAUAAUAAGAAGAAGAGAAUAGAUGUUGUCACGCUGGAUGAAGAUGCACCUCGCCGUGUUCAAGUUAAGCAGGAGAUUCCAGAAGUUUCUUCAACGUCGGAUGCGACCAAGUCGGACGCAGCACCAACUGCUCGCGGAGCUGUGAGGAUCAAGCAAGAAGUGGAAAGUGAUGUGGCGCCGAAUACGAUUUUGAUUAGCGCGAAGAAAUUUGAACGCAUGAAAGCUGAAGCCGAAGAUAAAGAGGAUAUGAAAAAGAAGAUUGCUGCUCUACAGGAGGCUCUUUUCAAUAUCCAGGAAGAGAGAAGGGUGGAAAAGGAAAUUGCCGCCUUCGCCACUACGAAUCAGGCGGUCCCUCAGAAUCAACCAGCGUCGAGUGUUCAAAUAGCUCAAGUGAGCACAAGUGAAUCAGAUGCUCCAGGAACAUCAGAAGCUGCAGCGACUGAGACAAUGACUUCUCCGAAGACGAAGAAUAAUGUUAUCGUAGAGACAGAAGGUGAGCAGGAAGAAGAUGAGGAUGAAAUCCCAAUAAAGAAGUCGAAGAAGCGUCGUGCAAAAAUCGUAUCUAACGAUGAGGAGGAAGAGCCGGUGAGACAUCCGAAACGAAGAUCCGAUGAGAAGCGUGAGAAGCGUCACGUGUCGUACGCGGAAUCAGAUGAUGAUAUGCCAGUGGUGAAAAAGAAGAGAAGAAAUCAAUCACCAGAGGAUCCAGAGUACAGUGCUGCGAGCCCAUCGGAGGAUGAAGAUGAUGACAUCGGAAGCUUUGUGGUCAGUGAUAAUGAGGAUGAUGAUGCAGAUAGUUUUGUGGUUGGUGAUGAUGAACCGAUAGAGUAUGAGGAAGAAGAUGAGGAUGAUAUGAUAGAAAGAAGAAGUUCGAGAAAGAGGAGGUCCGACAGUAGAAGCAAGAAAAGCGCAACACCUACUGAUCGUAGAAGAUCCAGAGACACUCCGACAGGCAGCAGAAGCAUGAGAAGCACUUCACCGAAUGAUCGCCGAAAGUCUCGAGAGACUCCUCCCGGCAACAGAAGCAUGAGGAGGACUAGUCCUUCCGAUGGCAGAAAAUCCAGAGACACUCCAACCGCCAGUAGCAGUAUGAGCAGCUCUACGCUUUCCUAUUGUAAAAAAUCCAAAGAGACUCCGAUGUCCUAUGAAGAAAUUGAGCAGCAGAAAAAAGCGAAACGUCAGCGAAAUUGCAAGACACGCGAGGAGAAUCGUGAGAGAAAGCGGCUUGCGCAACUCGAAGAGCUCGAAUCUAGUGAGACGACGGGAGUCCGACGGACCCUCAGGAGUACUCAGGACAACUCGGAUCCACUGGACGCUUCGUUGGCUACGACUAUUGAAGAGUUCCGCAAGACAAAGGUGAGAAGAUGCGGUGGCGACAAUGUAUAAACUAAUCUUCAAUGUAUAUAUUCUCUAACUGCCUGAUAUGCUAUUUAAUUCGUACACACACUGUUCUCAAAAUAAUCAAGAUUAUAUAUAUUCAAUAAUACCGGUUUCUUGCGAAAAUGCCAUAGAAAAAUACCAAAGAAAUGAACAAAGAAUUCCCGACUGACGCCUAUCAAUUUGCAGAAAAAAGAUGCAAAAUCGAGUGAAAAUCGUGCAAAGGAGAAGCAGAAGCCGAUGAAUAAGCGACCGACAUCCUCAGCGUCGGUGGAUUCAAACGAUGAUGGGGUGCACAUUCCGGCGAAAAGAAUGGCUCACGCGAGUUCUGUACCAGGGCCUUCGAGAUCAAAACCACCGAUGAUCGGAGCUGUCAAGAAUCGUCCAAAUCACACUGAAAUGCUUGACAAAAGGAAUAAAGAGAGCGAGGAAAAGAGGCGAAAAGAUAGAGAUGAACUUGAACGGCUUCGGAACAAGAAACACACCACCGAAGAGGAAAAGAUAAAGAUGGCUCGGCUCCAAAACGCACUGAAAGUUGUUGGAAAAGCGGCAGGAUUGAAAGCAACUGUAAAGAAGGAGUUAACUGGAAGCCCUGCCAAAAAGCAAAAACCGGCACCGGCUGUGCCGAAAAUUUUGGAUUUCUCGGUUGGAAGAACGUUCACUGCUAUAAGACAAACUGCAAUUAAGCUCGUGUUUGACACUUUUCUCGAACGAGACUCACCAAAUGCGGCUCGUGAAGCACAAGAAUUUGAACUCUCGAUUGCUAAACAAUAUACUGAUGGACAAAAGUAUAGGAUCAACAUUGGCCACAAAGUUGCAGCUCUCAGAAAAGAGAAUACGUCUGGAAUUUUGGAAGUUAACAAGAAUGCUGUUUCCCAUGACAAAAUUCUCGCUGGAGGACCCAAGGAUAACUGUACUGUCGCAAGAGGCCGAAAAACUCACGUGGAUCACCGCCAACUCAGCAUUGAGAAGCUUCAUCCUUUGCUUCUUCAAUUCAAGUUGACCACCUCGGAACUUGAGACAAAUGCCUAUCCGAUGCGUCGAGACGGAUCUACCAAAGCGGUUUCGAUAGCCGAUACGGUGUACACGCAGAAUAAGAAGAUGUUCCUCGAUGAUUACGAUAUGUCUCGGAAUUGUAGUCGCUGUAAUAAGGAAUUCAAGUUGAGCCCCAAUGGAACUAUGAUUCGGAGCACUGGAAUCUGCCGAUAUCACAAUCGAGGCGUGGCCAUAAACGGGAAACGGGACACUUUCCGUAAACGUUACUCUUGCUGCAAUGAAGAGUUCAAUGUUGCAUUAGGAUGCAAGUUCAGUGAUGUUCACGUGACUGAUCAAUUAUUCAAAAAGGAACUCUCUACGUUUGUAUCAACUCCGGUACCUGUGCCGAAUGAUCAAAGAUCAACAAGAGUCUACGCUUUGGAUUGUGAAAUGGUAUAUACAAUUGCUGGUCCAGCGUUGGCUCGUCUCACAAUGGUCGACAUGCAAAGAAACCGAGUGCUCGACGUUUUUGUGAAACCACCAACUGAUGUUUUGGAUCCGAAUACCGAGUUUUCCGGUCUCACUAUGGAACAGAUCAACUCUGCGCCAGAUACUUUGAAGACUUGCCACCAGAAGCUGUUCAAGUACGUAAACGCGGACACAAUUCUCAUCGGACACUCAUUGGAAUCCGACUUGAAAGCAAUGAGAGUAGUUCACAAGAAUGUGAUCGACACGGCCAUUUUGUUCCGUUCUACGAGAGAUACGAAGGUCGCGUUGAAGGUUCUCUCGGCGAAAUUGCUCCAUAAGAACAUCCAAGGAGACAAUGAAGAUGCGAUUGGUCACGAUUCAAUGGAGGAUGCUCUGACAUGUGUUGAUCUGAUCUUCUAUGGAUUGAGAAAUCCUGAAUCUAUUGCAAUCCGUGAAGCUAAUACCAAUUGCUGAAUAUGUUUCAUUUAUUUAUUACUUUUUCUCACCAUUUUCAUUUCUUUUUUCUGCCCUACAUUCGGUCUCGAGGAAUACUCGUUUUUUUCUUUGUUAUUUUCUCUCUACCAAUAUUCUCAUUUCUCCCUCUCGCCCUCAUCACAAUCCUGUAACAUUUCUCGCUGAUUUGUGAGCUUUUUUUUUUGCUUCUUAUAAUUCCCUAAAUUCUUUGAAUUCUUAAUUACGUUAGCUUUAAAAUAUUAUAAAAUGAUCAAGGAAAUAUGAAUAUAAUUGUAGAAACUGUAUUUUUCUUUCUCCUUUUUUCCUGCUUCUCGUCCAUACCCCUCAUGAAUAAUUCCAGAAAUAAACAUUGGAAACUUCCAA